UUUAUCAGAAAUUUAAUGUCAACAUGAGCUAACCUAGGUCUCCAAGAUAGAGCUUCACCUUUAAUAGAACAACUUAUUUUUUUCCACGAUCAUGCUUUAUUAAUUUUAGUAAUAAUUACUGUUUUAGUAGGUUAUUUAAUAUUUAUAUUAUUUUUUAAUAGUUAUAUUAAUCGAUUUCUUCUUCAUGGGCAAUUAAUUGAAAUAAUCUGAACAAUUUUACCUGCAAUUAUUUUAUUAUUUAUUGCACUUCCUUCCUUACGUCUUUUAUAUCUUUUAGAUGAAAUUAAUGAACCAUCUGUAACUUUAAAAAGAAUUGGACACCAGUGAUACUGAAGUUAUGAAUAUUCAGAUUUUAAUAAUGUUGAAUUUGAUUCAUAUAUAAUUCCCACAAAUGAAUUAGCAAAUGAUGGAUUUCGACUUUUAGAUGUUGAUAACCGAAUUAUUUUACCGAUAAAUUCUCAAAUUCGAAUUUUAGUAACAGCAGCUGACGUAAUUCAUUCAUGAACAAUUCCUGCUUUAGGUGUAAAAGUUGAUGGAACUCCUGGUCGAUUAAAUCAAACUAAUUUUUUUAUCAACCGACCAGGUUUAUUUUAUGGACAAUGUUCAGAAAUUUGUGGAGCUAAUCAUAGUUUUAUACCUAUUGUAAUUGAAAGUGUUCCUGUAAAUUAUUUUAUUAAAUGAAUUUCUAAUAGUGUAAAUUCUUCAUUAGAUGACUGAAAGCAAGUACUGGUCUCUUAAACCAUUUUAUAGUAAAUUAGCGUUUACUUCUAAUGAAAAAAUUAGUUAAAUUAUAACAUUAGUAUGUCAAACUAAAAUUAUUAAAUUAUUAAUAUUUUUUAAUUCCACAAAUAGCCCCAAUUAGAUGAUUACUUUUAUUUUUUUUAUUUUCGAUGAUUUUUAUUUUAUUCUGUUCAAUUAAUUAUUAUGCUUAUAUACCUUCUUCACCUAAAUCAAAUGAAUUAAAAAGUAUAAAUUUAAAUUCAAUAAAUUGAAAAUGAUAACAAAUUUAUUUUCUGUAUUUGAUCCAUCAGCAAUUUUUGGUCUUUCUUUAAAUUGAUUAAGAACUUUUUUAGGACUUUUAAUAAUUCCUUCAAUUUAUUGAUUAAUACCAUCACGUUAUAAUAUCUUUUGAAAUACUAUUCUUUCAACACUUCAUAAAGAAUUUAAAACUCUUUUAGGACCUUCAGGUCAUAAUGGGUCUACAUUUAUUUUUAUUUCAUUAUUUUCUUUAAUUUUAUUUAAUAAUUUUAUGGGUUUAUUUCCUUACAUUUUUACAAGAACAAGACAUUUAACUUUAACCUUAACAUUAGCUUUACCUUUAUGACUUUCAUUUAUAUUAUAUGGAUGAAUUAAUCACACACAACAUAUAUUUGCUCACUUAGUUCCUCAAGGAACUCCUGCAAUCCUUAUACCUUUUAUAGUAUGCAUUGAAUCUAUUAGAAAUGUAAUUCGACCUGGAACUUUAGCUGUUCGGUUAACUGCUAAUAUAAUUGCAGGACAUCUGUUAUUGACUUUAUUAGGAAAUACGGGGCCUUCAAUAUCUUAUAUAUUAGUUACAUUUUUACUAAUUGGACAAAUUGCUUUGUUAGUUCUUGAAUCUGCUGUUGCUAUAAUUCAAUCUUAUGUUUUUGCAGUUUUAAGAACUUUAUACUCUAGAGAAGUUAACUAAAACUUAUAAAUUAA
Molecule: messenger RNA, 1683 nt
Organism: Drosophila grimshawi
Lineage: Eukaryota; Metazoa; Arthropoda; Insecta; Diptera; Drosophilidae
Product: cytochrome c oxidase subunit 2-like
Exons: 1
Biological process (GO): ATP synthesis coupled electron transport
Cellular component (GO): membrane
Molecular function (GO): cytochrome-c oxidase activity; copper ion binding
Source: RefSeq, a predicted model, not a curated record